AUGUUCUAUUUCUUGCUAGGCAGUGCGGUGGCCUAUAACCUAGUCAUGGUUAUCUACCGGCUUCAUUUCCACAAGCUCAGUAGGUUCCCGGGGCCUCGUCUCGCGGCCGCAAGCGGGCUGUAUGAGAUCUACUUUUCGGUCUGGGGUCCGGGCAUUUUCGACCACGAGAUUGACCUCAUGCACCGGAAGUUUGGUCCGGUUGUUCGUAUUACUCCCGAUGAAAUCCACAUCCAGGAGCCUUCCAGCUAUUCCGACGGUUGGAUCAAAGGUACGGAGGAAGUGGAACCUGGCUAUCAAGGACGCAGCGUCCAUAGUUUCCAGUACAAGAGACCGUCAAUCUCCCGAAUGCGAUGUCUACUUCGGGCGAAAGUCAAUGAGAUGAUCAACCCCUUGAUCGAGAAACACCAUGUGGAUAGAAUGUUUAGCGCAAGGUCUCGACUAUUUCUUAUCUGUCCUUGGAGUAAGAAGAAAGUUCAGUCAAUUGGAGAAAGAGAAAGUGAAAGUGAAGACGGAGGAGCUCGUUCUUUGCAGUGUUAA
This is a messenger RNA of Penicillium psychrosexuale, 537 nucleotides long. RefSeq lists its product as uncharacterized. Bases 1 to 537 code for a protein of 178 amino acids. Gene Ontology annotation, molecular function: monooxygenase activity; heme binding; oxidoreductase activity, acting on paired donors, with incorporation or reduction of molecular oxygen. The record is from RefSeq and is a predicted model, not a curated record. The transcript has 2 exons. NCBI's taxonomy places the organism in Eukaryota, Fungi, Ascomycota, Eurotiomycetes, Eurotiales, Aspergillaceae.